AUGGGACUCGUUCGAAAAGAGGCUGUUUCGUUCUGGCCCCAAAGGGAUUGUGAGCAUCUUUAUUGCAACUUUGCCAUAUUCCUACCUCAUAUCAUGGUGAAGCAGCAAAGAGCGUUUGCUAAGGUGAAACCCGAAAAAGAGACAAAUGGACCGAAAGAUUCUAGCCCAUCAAUCUCCAGCAUACAACCAGCUCAGCUGUCUUCGAAAGUGACGUCCAUGAGAUUCAUGCAGAGGAAGGCGCAGGAGUUGAGCUAUGCAGCAAGGACCGGUGAAGAGUCGAGAGCAUCUAGAGGGCUCGAGGAAGCUGCCCUCAAUGCGAUUCUUCGAUCAGAGGAAGGAAAUCCUUUGAUCCGUUACUGUCCAGGACGAAGAUCUUUCGGAGGCUUCAACAAACCAAUGGAGGAUUAUGGCGUCAUGCAGAUCAAAGACUUCAAGAGGAUGGCCAAAGAGUUUGUGGGAGCAACCAAGAAGAUGAAUGCAAACAACCAUGCCGAGAACGUCUCGCACGGCAACGACUCCAAUGCAGGAAAAGAUGUCAGUGACAAGGAGAUGGCAAAAGCCCUGGGGAGGUGUCAUGUGAACUUGUGCGGGUUUAGACUGAUGCAUGUGAUAGGAAAACCGAAGGAGAUAAAAAGCCAACCAAAAAACAGAAAAUCGCCGAAUGAGUGA
Guillardia theta CCMP2712 is the source of this 669-nucleotide messenger RNA. RefSeq lists its product as hypothetical. The record is from RefSeq and is a predicted model, not a curated record. The transcript is spliced from 6 exons. Bases 1 to 669 code for a protein of 222 amino acids. Lineage: Eukaryota; Cryptophyceae; Pyrenomonadales; Geminigeraceae.